CUCGAUAAGGCAAGUAUUUUUUUUUUAGUUCAUCGCAUUUAAUAUACCAUUCUUACAAGAGAAUUCAUUGCACUAGUGUUAAUAUGGCGCGUUUUCCCAUUCUUAUAGUGAUCACUGUGAUUUUACCAUUAAUUAGCGGACAAUGCACAAUACCAAAAGCUGCUGUGUUAGUUAAAAGACCUGUGUUUCAUUUCACUAUGAAUUUAGCUACAAGACUGGCCCAAGAUAAAGAAAACCAUUUCGUUGCAUCCCCAAUUUCUCAAUGGAUUCUACUCUCAGCGUUGUCAACUGGUGCACUAGAAGAAACUUUAGUCGAAUUGAAGAAAGUCUUAGAACUACAUCCUCAUAAAUGUUUCAAUAGGAAAUAUUGGGAAGUCGUCAACGAUUCUAUGAAUAGUAAUGACAGUAAUGACGUGAUAGUCCAACGAACUCCUCUAGUGGUGAUAGAUCAAUCGUUUUCUCCAUUUAUACCUACAUCAUUCCUCAAAAACUUAAAUGAUACUAAUAUGUGCAAAGUAAUCACUCAAAACUUCGACGAUGGAGACAAAACAGCUAGGGUUAUCAACGAUUUUGUUGUACAAUCAACAAAUGGUAUUCAAGAUUUGAUUAUAUCACCGACAGAUUUGUUUGACACAAAUUUAAUCCUCCUUGACUCGUUAUACUUCAAGGGAUUUUGGAAUCAGGCUUUCUCUUCAGCUAAUACAGACUUUGCAGAUUUCCAUGAUGAAUAUGGAAACAAUAUUGGUAUGGUGCCUUUGAUGUUCACAAACAGCGAAUUCAAUUACUCAAAUAUAGAUCAAAUUAAGGCAACCGUUUUGCAGUUACCUUACGGUGAGAAUAAGGAAUAUUCUAUGCUAAUUUUCUUGCCAUAUGACGGUGUUCUUCUGUCAGCCAUGUUGUACAAAAUCAAAGAUAUAAGUUUGGCGACAGUGUUUCGAAAAUUCGAAAUGGAUGGUCCUCGCACGAUAGACGUGCAAAUACCCAGGUUUGAAAUUUCUUCCGAGCUGGAUAACUUGAAAGAAUUGUUGACCGAUAUGGGGAUAAGAAGUAUAUUUGAUGUUAACGCUAAGUUUGAUGUUGGGGUUGACGUGUAUGUGAAUAAUUUUGUACAGAAAACGAAGAUAGAAGUGACAGAAGAAGGGACGGAAGCGGCAAGCGUGACUGAAGCUGGAUUGGGUUGGAGAUCGCUUGACGAAUCUUUUAUAGCUAAUAGGCCUUUCUUCUUCAUGAUUGUCAAUUCAGAGAAAGAACUGCCCUUAUUUGUAGGUGCAUUCUCAAAGCCUGCUCCAUAUUAAGUUGUGUCCUAGAGUGAGGAUCAUACUAAAUUAAGGGAUUCUGUCUUAUUAAUAACAAUGUUGACCUAAUAAAGUUUUUAUGCACA
This is a messenger RNA of Plodia interpunctella (Indianmeal moth), 1381 nucleotides long. RefSeq names its product serine protease inhibitor 77Ba-like (gene serpin-7). Gene Ontology annotation, molecular function: serine-type endopeptidase inhibitor activity. NCBI's taxonomy places the organism in Eukaryota, Metazoa, Arthropoda, Insecta, Lepidoptera, Pyralidae. The transcript has a single exon. The record is from RefSeq and is a predicted model, not a curated record. The coding region runs from base 84 to 1295 and encodes 403 amino acids.